UUUUUCAACCGGGUAGUUGCUACGGGGAAGCUGUGUCUAACAAACUGCAGGGCAGCCAUCGAAAGCAUCGGUUAAGCAGUAUCGGCAGAGACCAACAGAGAAAUGGCAUCUGGAUGGGGAAUCACUGGGAACAAAGGGAGGUGCUACGAUUUCUGGGUGGACUUCAGCGAAUGCAUGUCCCGUUGCAGGGAGCCCAAAGACUGUUCUCUCCUCCGUGAGGACUACCUCGAGUGCCUCCACCACGCCAAAGAGUUCCAACGAAGAAAUCGAAUUUACAAGGAAGAGCAGCGAAAACUAAGAGCUGCUGCACGAAAGAAGAAGGAGGGUGGGGAUGGUGUUGAUAGUCAUCACACCUAGCCAUAGUUGAAUUUCAAGAAUAAAUAAUUUGGAGAUGUUGUAUUUUUGUCAGGACUGGUAUUCUAACUUGUUUCAAGUUGCUGGUUUUCUUUUUUUGCCUGAAAUAGACCUUUGCUUUUCUUUCUGGUGUGUGCAAUAAGGCCAAUAGUUUUACCUUCAUAUGCCAUCAGGUUGAUGUGAUUGAUAAACCAAGUAACAUGCUCUGGAAUGCCUACAAACACUACAUUUUAAUGUGAAGAUUUUUUAAACCUUGUUCUUCCUUUUGUGAUUCCCAUGAAUCAGUUUGACUAA
This is a messenger RNA of Pistacia vera, 648 nucleotides long. RefSeq names its product NADH dehydrogenase [ubiquinone] iron-sulfur protein 5-B. The coding region runs from base 103 to 357 and encodes 84 amino acids. Gene Ontology annotation, biological process: mitochondrial respiratory chain complex I assembly. The record is from RefSeq and is a predicted model, not a curated record. Lineage: Eukaryota; Viridiplantae; Streptophyta; Magnoliopsida; Sapindales; Anacardiaceae. The transcript has 2 exons.